Messenger RNA from Formica exsecta, 2246 nucleotides. It is a transcript of the gene Sgf11, whose product is annotated as ataxin-7-like protein 3. Gene Ontology annotation, cellular component: SAGA complex; DUBm complex. Gene Ontology annotation, biological process: positive regulation of DNA-templated transcription; regulation of transcription by RNA polymerase II. The transcript is spliced from 3 exons. The coding region runs from base 847 to 1899 and encodes 350 amino acids. The record is from RefSeq and is a predicted model, not a curated record. Gene Ontology annotation, molecular function: transcription coactivator activity. Lineage: Eukaryota; Metazoa; Arthropoda; Insecta; Hymenoptera; Formicidae.
CGCGCAAGUGCGAUCCAAAUCUCAUUUUUCCACUUCGAUCUCUUUUUGAUUUCUUUGCCGCAUCAUGACAUGAAAUGAACGUUUUGGCUCCAAAUUGGAUUUCUUUCUCCGUAUUCCUUUCGCAUCGCCUUCGGCGGUGAUAAACGAUCUGUAGAAUCAGCUGACGCCUUCAUGUAGAAUCACGUGUGCGCUUUAGGUCUUCUUUUUAAUUACGUUUUCUACACUUUUUCUCUUCCUUCCUUCUCUCCUCAAAACGCGAAGAUAUGUCAGCUGCGUUUCAAGCACCGGAAAUACGAUUGACACGAUAACAAUUAAUGAUAAUAACAGAGGACACACAAUUAAUAAUUAAUACAUUGAAUAUAUAUCGAUUGAUUGCGCUUUCUUGAAAAUGAGACAAAUUCAUGUUUCGUAGCGACAGAAGAGAACAAAAGUGCAUUCGCUGCACUUCGGUGCAUCUACAGAACUGACUUGACGCACGUGAAUGCAUGUAGUACACGCGUGCAUAUCUGUCAUUGACGGGACAUUGUUUCUCCAUACGAUCUGUAGAAUUACGGACCGCGAGAAAAAAGGGGAAAGUGUUCCCUCGAACGCGCUCUUCGCGUCGUUCGAUCCCCCCCGAUGUCGUUCACGCGACAAGAAACACGUCGCGACAUGAUGCGCAUGUCAUCGCGCAGCUGUCAUCCGUAAACAACCCGUUAACAGAGAGCGGUGUCAGAUGCUCAAGAACUGUCAGAAACUGUUGGAAGUCUGGAGUUGGCACGCUGCUCAGUCGAUAUCCUAUCACUGACUGUUUAUCCAUCUAAAAUCUACAUAGUAAUAAGUGACUUGAUCGUUUUUGAAACCAGGAUGUCUGUUACCGAAGAGAGAAUUCAAGAGUUAAAUCGGCGUUUCCUGGAUUUUAUGAGCAAAGCAGAGAAUGUCGAAACAGCAACGAAAGAGAUUUAUGAAGAUUUGUUGGAUGAGGUUUUGAUGGGUUUUGUCUUUGAUGUGCAUCGUACCACCAAGACUGGCAGUUCUGAUAUUGAGGAGGGCAUUCCCGAUGACGAAUCUUACGCCAUUGUCGAUUCGCCUGGUCUAGAUGUAUUUGGCCAACACCCGGUGAAGAAAUCUCAAGAGUGUAACUGUCCGAAUUGCGAGCGCAGUGUGGCCGCGUGCAUAUUCGCUAACCACCUAGCGAAGUGCAUAGGUAUGGGCAGAAACAGUUCGCGUAUCGCGUCGCUUCGCAUCGCCAACAACUCCAAAGACCUGAACAAUUACGGGGGAGUAUUGAGCGACAACGAUGACGACAUGGACUGGAGUCUGACCAACGAUAGCGGCAGCAAACGUAAACGUCCGCGCAAGGAUCGCAACGGCGUGAGCAAGCGUUCAGGCAAGCAGCAGAAGCAGCAGGGAAGCGCUGCCGGUGGCAGCGGUUCGUCACAGAGAAACGGCGAGACCACUGGCAUCGUCAGCGGGAGCAGCAGCGUCCACAGCAGCAACGAGAACUCGCCGUCGAAUUACGAGAACAUGUCCCUCGUGGACAAGCGAGCGUUGCUAACGCAGAUCUGCGGCGUUGUGUCCGAGCACACGAAGAAAUUGUGCACCAGGUCUAUCCGAUGCCCGCAACACACUGACGAUCAGCGUAAGGAGGUACGCGCCAAUCUGGAUUCCAAUAGCGGUAGCAACAGCCAGGACAAUCUACACGUCGACGUGGACACGUAUGAGGAGAGUGACGGUCAGAAUCUGCGAGACACGUUGGCGAGAUGGGACCGGGAAGGUUCGAGUCACUCUAGCCCAGCCGACUCGGCCUCGACCACGUCGACCUCGUCGAUCAGCCGAAAGCGGGAGACUAAAUCCAAGGGCAAGGGAAAGGCUUCGUCGAAGCGCGAUCGCGGUUCCCCGAUUUCGCAAGGAGACUGAGGCGGGAAAAGACGGUAUAAGAUUAUUUCUCGGUCUAGAAUUAUUUCUCGGCGACAGAGAAAUAUUGUAUGAUAAUGUUCCUAUACGCUGUACAUAGCUUAAAGAAGGGUCUGGUCCUUCUAGAGAUAGUCACGAAGCCAGUUUGCAUAAUACUUAAUCCUAAAUAUCUCCCAAGUGUUCUUUUAUAAUAAUUAUUUUUAAGAAAAAAUAAACAGCUGUAAGAGAGUUUCGAAAGAUGCGCAAGAUAUAUUAGUAUCUUUGAUCUGAACAAAUUGACUGUAUUUAACAUAUAAUAUAAAGAAUUUCAUUUUUUAAGCAAUAUACAUUUCUUAAAAUUUUCGUGUUUC